Messenger RNA from Dimorphilus gyrociliatus, 1333 nucleotides. The record is from the annotation of a GenBank genome assembly. NCBI's taxonomy places the organism in Eukaryota, Metazoa, Annelida, Polychaeta, Dinophilidae.
AAUGAGCGGGCGAUUAAACGCCAUCUGUACUGGUCAAAGUAUUGAGCGAAUACCGACGGAUUUUGACCUGGAUAUAAAAGUUCUCAAGAUAUCUGAAGAUCGUCUUAUUAAACUCAGUUCAACAUCACUCGAUCGUUACGUUCAAUUGCAAGAGAUAUAUAUAACUGCAUGCCAUCUAAAAUAUAUAGCAGCCGCAGCUUUUCAUCCAGUUGAGAAUCUUCAUAUCUUAGACUUGAGUAAGAAUCGUCUUGAAAGGAUACCAUCAGAAGCUAUAAAGAUGCUUUAUAAGCUUCGAGAACUGAUUUUACGAGUCAAUCCUAUUAGGACUUUGGAAAGAUCAGAUUUGUCUGGUCUCCUUCGGUUAACGAAGAUCGAUCUAUGUCAUUGUCGUCUUCGGAAUAUCCAUCCAAAAGCUUUUGAGGAUUUAAACAAACUAUUAGAGAUUAAUAUUGCGGGGAAUGAACUGCAGACAAUCUCCUCCGAUACAUUUUUUCCACCGAGUUUAAGCGUCCUAAGAAUAUUUAAAAAUCCAUGGAAUUGUGAUUGUCAUUUACGUUGGUUAUUGAAAUAUUGUCAAUCAAAGAGAGGGACGAUAAGUUGGAAAUUCGGUAGGAGAAUCCCAGCUUGUAGUGAACCCGAAUUGCUAGAAGGUGUUGGUUGGACGUCUUUAAAUACAUCAAGUUUUGCUUGCGCUCCUACAAUCCUAUCACACUCUGAAACGAGAUUAACAACGAGAAAAGGAUCUAAUUCGUCACUAUAUUGUUUAUCUAGUGGUGAUCCUCAACCAGAAGUAGCAUGGUUUUACAAAGGAUCCAGAAUUUUGUUGCCAGAAGAGAGUAGGAAAAAAAUUGUACUCAGCAGGACUAAUGACGACCACAUAUUUGACUAUAAUAGCACUCUUGUAUUCUAUAAAAUUUCCAAUGAAGACACCGGUUCCUACAAGUGCCAGGCUAGGAACUCGGCCGGUCAAUCUGAAGUGACCUUUAUAGUAACCUUCACUGAUUCGUCUAAGUUUUCAUCUAACCAGGCGAAUAUAAGUAGAUUAAGACUGAUAAGCGUCAGUUUAACUUGUUUACUAAUUGUAAUAAUUGCUUUUCUAGUUGGAUUAGUAGUUGUUCGAUAUGUUAAACGCAGAAAACGGCGAUGCGUCUACCGCAUCGACCAUGAUCCACUUAAAGGGGAUCAAGAAUCAAUGACAGCGCCACUAAAAAAUAUCAAUGAGGAGGUUCACUCGACUCCUGAUCUAUUGAGGGGAAGCUGUUCAAACGAUGAUACAUUAGAUGGCGCUACAGGCAUUCUGAAUAAAAUUGAACUUUACGGAACGGCUGUCUGA